Messenger RNA from Symbiodinium necroappetens, 1338 nucleotides. The record is from the annotation of a GenBank genome assembly. Lineage: Eukaryota; Dinophyceae; Suessiales; Symbiodiniaceae.
AUGAUUGUUUACGAUGCCAGACAAUGGACUCUUCUUAUGAUCCUCAGGGUUCAUGGUUCCGUUUUUCCAAAAGGACUAUGUUGGGCGCUUCCAAACGCCUUCAUCGCUGCCCUGCUGCACUGGAUGCUGCGGAGGUAUACACCGGAUGCAGAUGGAGAUGGUGUGCCAGAUGCCAUUCAGAACAUGACAGGUGUGGAUGUCAUAUGGUCUGGCUACACUUUCGUCCUUGGCUUUCUGGUGGUUUUCCGGAACAACCAGGCCUAUUCCCGCUUCUGGGAGGGAGCAACAUUGAUCAGCCAAGUGCGUGGCGAGUGGUUCAAUGCUGUCUCAUCGCUGUUUGCUUUCACAUCCCGGAAGCCCGAGAAGGCCGAGGAGGUCUAUGCAUUCCGGCAACUUCUUAUACGCCUUGCUAGCAUGAUGUAUUGUGCGGCCCUCCAGCAGACAGUUGGCAUGUCACUCUUUUGCAUUCGGCAGAACACGCUUUCUGAGGAAGGCAUUGCUCCUGGGCAUCUCGAGUUCCUCGAGGCUGCCAAUGACCAGUGCGAGGUGCUGCUGCAGUGGGUUCAACAGCUCAUCAUCGAAUCUCACGACGCAGGUGUGGUGGACGUUCCCCCGCCUAUUUUAUCUCGAGCUUUCCAGGAGCUCUCACGCGGCAUCGUCACACUGAACAAUGCUCGAAAGAUAAAGGACAUUCCGUUUCCUUUUCCUUACGCGCAAAUGUUGGUGUGCAUGCUAGUUGUUCACUGGCUGGUGACGCCCAUGCUGGCGAGCCUGGUGAUAGAGUCGUGGUGGUGGGCGGCAGUUAUGUCUUUCCUAGUCACAGGAUCUUUCUGGACGCUGAUGCACAUUGCUAUGGAGAUCGAUCAGCCGUUUGGGGCAGAUGCGAACGACCUCCCCAUAAAGGCGAUGAUGAAAGACUACAACAGGAGUUUGCUUUCGCUGUUAAACUCUGCCACCCAGAAAUCGCCCUCCUUCGCCUUGCAGAAGAUGACACCGGCCUUCGUGCAAAGCAAAGACGCGAAUUUGACUUUCUCCAUUCGAAAGCGGCUGAUCCGCAGUUCUUCCGAGGAGGACUCGGAGUUUCAUGUUCGAGAAAGCGAAAGGCUUCGGAACAGCGAGGCGUUCACGCGCUUCCACACAGACUCUGGCUCUGGAACGCCUCGCGAGCGGACGUUCUCGGAACGUAUGAAUGCUCAUGAGGCUCAAGCUCCUCAGGGUGCAGACGCAACUGAAGGACAAGACCCGUCCGACAGCAAGCUCGCCGUGGCCGAGGAGAGCUUUUCUGCGCAGAAGCCUGCGGAGUCAAUACUCUCAAGAGGUUUUAUUGAGAUGAUUUGA